This is a messenger RNA of Paramecium tetraurelia, 8283 nucleotides long. RefSeq lists its product as uncharacterized. The record is from RefSeq and is a predicted model, not a curated record. Lineage: Eukaryota; Ciliophora; Oligohymenophorea; Peniculida; Parameciidae. Gene Ontology annotation, molecular function: protein binding. The transcript has 2 exons.
AUGUUAAGGGGUGGCGGGGCUUGUACUUCUUAAACUAAACAACAAUCUCUUUCCAUCAGCUCAUUAUAAAUUUCUAAUCAAUUUGAGAAUGUUCUCUCAAGUAAUGUCCUAUUGCUAUCAAAAAGUGCUGAGGAUUUUAACAAUAAUUAUUCAUAACUUUACAAUAGUCUUUAAAUACUGCUAUCACUUGAUCAAGAACUAUAUAAUCUCACCAAAUCAAGGAAUCAACUCAAUAAAUAGGUUGAAAGUUUAGAGAAAUGGCUUACAGAAGUUCUUGAAUCAUGUUUGAAAUUAAAGAAUCCAUAACUUCGAUAUUUAGCACUCCAAUUUGCUCAAAAACUGUCCAGGACUAUAUUUUGGUAUUAUUGUUAAUCAAAGUCAAUUAAAGAUAGAAUGCAGUAAUAAUAUAUUUCUACGUUAAAUAAAAUUGAGACUCAAAAUAAUGCAUCAGAUAGUUUUUACAAAAAUAUGAUUGAAUAUGAAAUCAUGGUGUGUAAGAUGAUAUUUGUCAUUUUGCCUAAUGAUCUACAAGAAGGUUUGGAAGUUAUGGCCUUAUUUACAAGUUACAAUUAAAUUCUAAUGACUACACUUCCAAAAUCCACUCAGGAUACCAUUAAAAGUGGGGUUGUUUAAUCAAUUAGGGAUGCUACUAAAGUCCAAUACAGAAAAAUCUAUAAAUAAAUAUUUAAUAUAGAUACAAUGAAAUGGUGGGUGAUAUAGGAACUCCGAUAAAGUAAUCAUUCAGCAAAGGAAAUCAUUACAGAAUUACACAAUUUCCACAAGGAUAUAUCAAAAUCUGAUUAUUAUGUACAUUAUGCUUGGAUCUAAGCUGUCAGUGAUAUUGUAUCAUAUGCUCCUUUAAUUUCUGAAGAUCAUAUAUAAAUUAUAAAUUCGGAUCUAUAGGAUUUGAUAGAUAUGGGAUGUUUGUAAAAAAUUAAGAAUGAAUAUCGUGUGACAUUUAGCUACAUUAAAAUGAAGAAUCAAUAUUGUCAAUAGAUAUACGAAAAAAUACCUAUUUUUACCAUGCUUAAAUAAAUAUAAUCUUAGAUUAUUACAUAAGAUAAGUUCUUCAAUUCUCUUUAUAAGAAAAAGGAAGAGUAAAAGGAAUCUUAAAAAUAGGAGUUAGAAACCAAAAAUGUCUUUGAGUAUCUUUUUUAAUUAUUUGUUGAGAUUGAUAUUGAAGCAAAUAUUGAUUUAAUCAAAAAAGCAAAUCAAAGUUAUCAUGAAUUAAAUGAGAAUAUAACUUUAAUUAAAUAAUUAAGUUUAAAUAAGUGGAUUAGAAUGUUGGAGAAGAAAUCCUAUGAUGAUCCUGUUGUUUUUGGAGAAUUUGAAGAAAAACAAAAGUAAAUUAAACACUUAAUAAAUCAAGUCAAAGGAAUUUAAAGAUUCUUGAUUCAUUUUGAUUAUAUACUUUUACAAUGGAAUAUAAUGGAAUAAAUAGCAAGUUCUGAAGGAAAAUAAACGCAAUUGUAAUCCAUAUUUUUAGAAAAUCAAUAGAAUUAUUUGGAUUGUCAUUUAAUAAGUAAAGCCAAUUUAGAGAAUUUGAAGGAUAUACAAUUAUUAAAUAUUAAUUUUGAUGUUUACUUCUCGAUAAUUACUGAAUUUAUUGAGAAGCAAUAUUAAACAGUCAUAAAGGUUGUGCAAACAACUAGAUCUACAGAUCCGAUAAUCUCCUUAUAUAAAUAGAAUAAGGAUAUUACUGAUAUUGUAUAAAAUAGUUUAAGAAAAGUAAAUGAUAAAAUAAUACAAUUUAAAAAUGCUUUUAUGCGCAUUUCUUUGAAAUUAAAAUAAGUUGACUAUAAUUGCAUAUAAUAAUUUUAUCUGGUCUCUUUGAGAUUACAAUACUUAGAAUUUCCAAAUCAAUAAUUUGAAUUCAGAAAUUAAGACCACAAGACUCUAUUUUUUAUUUAAGGCUAUGAGAAAUAAAUAAUAAAGAGUUAAUUAAUUGAAUUGCACAAAGAGUUUCGAGAGUUAUUUGCAAGCAGCUAGUUUCAAGACUACGAAUAAGCAAAAGUUUAUAUAAGAUCGAUUCAAUUUAUAAGUAAAACUAUUGACAAUUUGAUUAAUCAAAAUAAGAAAAUAAUCUAACAUAUUCACAAUUAUAAAUUGUCUCUAUAAAUAGAUUAUGCAUAUGAUUAUUAUAAUGAUUUAAUAAAUUAAUGGAAUACUAUGUUUUAAAUGGCUGAAGAAUUAGACUAUCAAAAAUAUGACUAAUCAUUCAUUUAGAUAAAAUAUGACGAAUUAAAAAAGAUUUAUGAAUAUAUUUGUUAAAUAAAUACAUCUAUAAGAUGGCCAGUCAAUCCUUAAUUAGCUUCAUAUUUUAAGAUGUAAAGUUAAUUAGAAGGAUUAAUUCAGGAACUCCAAAUCUAUUAAAGUUACAAUCUUAGUUAAGAUCUAAAUUCUUAAAUUCGGUAUUAGAGUAUUAUAACUAAUAUUAAAUAAAUAUGUCUAAGCUAAGUACAAAAAGUCAAAUCAAUUCUUGAGUAAUAUACAUAAGGCGUGGAUCAAUUGUCCAAUCGAUUGGAAAAUCAAACAAAUUUUUAAAUUGAAGAAUUGUAAAACCUAUUACUAAGCGUGUAAGAAGCUUUGGACGAUACCUUGAAUUUGGUUUAAUCUCGACUACUAACAUCCAAUCAAAAUUCAACCAGUGGUUCAAUUAAUGUCUUGUAAAGUAACAAAAAACAAGAUUUUGAGACAUUCUAUAAUUAUAAAUUUAGCACUGAAACAAUUAUAGUCAUGCAAUUUAUUAAGUUCAAUUUCAAUUUUAUAGACUAGAAUGCAAUAUUAGAAAUACUCAAAUCGGAUGAAAAUGAAUUAGAAAAUCUACAUAUCGUUUAAUCUGCCAUGGAAUCUCCAAUAAUACGAUCUAUUGUGAUUGUUAAUUUGAUGAAUGUUUGGAAUUGUUGUUUGGUUGAAGAAGAUUUUGAUACAAUUAGUAAAUUAAUUUUAUAAAUUCGAAUAAAUGAGACUAAUGUAUUGAUUAAAAGAGAAAUCAAAUCCACUUACAAAAAAGAGUUUAAUUAAAUAGUUAAUAAUUCGCUCUAAGGAGAAUUAGCAUGGUUUGAGUUGGAUUUGAAAUAAAUGAUUUAAGAGAGAAAUUCAUUGUAUUUUUAAAUUAAAUACGAGCCAACCUUUGAGCUUUCUUAAAAGUUAGAAGAAAAGAUAAACAAAUUGACAAAUCAAAUAUAAACAAGAAUUUAAAAUUUUUAAGAAUUGGAAUAAGACUAUAAUAUUUCAAUUCCAUUUUCUAUCAAGGUUCAUAAUCUAUAGAACUACAAGAGAUUAGCUUUUAUUAAGGAAACUCAAUUACUGAACUAUUUCUAUUAAGGAUGGAUAAUAUUACUAGAAAAAUAAAAAUAGCCUAAGUUAAAAAUACUUAUGUUGAGUUUGAAUGCUAAAACAGAAGCAAAAAUUAAAUUAGAUUAUUAUUUUUCUCAAAAAGAAAAAAGAAACAGUACUAUGGAUAGAUUUUUAGAUGAUUUAUAAUAGGAUAGAUUACUAUUAUUAUAAGGAGAGUCAGGAUCAGGAAAAAGUCUAGCUACAAAAAUGAUUGAAGAGUAUGUUUGGAAAAGAAAUGAUCCAAUCAAAAUUAUUCCUAUUAUUAUAAAGUUGUCAGAGUUGAAGGAUCCAAUUAACAAUGCUAUAAUUGAAACCUUAAGAUCCUUAAAUUAUAAAUUAAAUGUAUCUCAAAUAGAAUAAUUAUAAGCUCAUAUUAGAUCGAAUAAAAUGCAAAUGCUAUUUAUAUUUUAAGGUUAUGAUAAACUCAAUCAAAAUUAAAAAAGUAUUAACUUUCUUAAAUCGAAUAAUUUAAUUUAAUGGAAUACACCUUGUUUACAGAAUACGCCAAAAUAUAUUGUUGUUUCCAGGAGUGAGCAAUUUAAAAAUCCAAAUCAUUUACGUUGGAUUGAUUAAAAUGAAGAAAAUUAUAAAAUCAAAAAUUAUUGGAAUUUAAAAAUACUUCCUUUUGAUACUGAUUAAAUCAAUUAAUUUUUAAUACAGUUCUAAGAAAUAAGUAUAAGAAAUGUUGUUAUGGAUUUUUACUAACUGAUGUGUGAAUUUCCACAUCAGGAUUUAUUAAUCUAUAAUUUUAUCUCAUUUUGGAAGAAGAUUAACUUUAAUUUUAAUGAGUAAAGUUUAGGGAAUGUGUUACUAUCCUAACCAAUUAUCAAUAAAUUAAUAAUUACACUAUAGCAAGACACAAAUAUCAAAAAUUUUAAAGGAUCUAUUACUUAAUAAUUGUCUCUUUAAUUAGGAUAGUUAAAAUCAAGCUAUUAUUAUAGUAGAAUUUUGGAAACCCUCUAAUUUGAUCAAUCCAUCGAUAACCCAUAAAUCUUAAAGGUUUUUAUUUAUGCAUUACCAAAAUUAAUCUUAAAUUUAUCUGACCUUCCAAAAAUCAAAAAUUAAUUCUUCAAUGUCUUUUUUACAUAAAAUUAUCAAAGCCUUUGCGAUAUUAGUGAGGCUACAAUUGAUUUAGAAAACCAUUGGAAUUAAUUGGUUAAUAGUUAAUUUUUCAAAAUGUACAACUUAGAGUAUUCGGUAGCAAAAGCUAAAUUAAUAAUCAAUUAAUUAUUUUUAAAUGAUAAAGCUCUCAUAAAUAAACUUAUAUAAGCAUUUGAAAAAAUACAAAUCACUCAUUAUGAUCUUUAUGAAGAAUAUAUGAAUUACUAGUUUGAUAAGUCCGUUGUUAACUUUGAAUUAAAUGAGUAAGGAAUUGAUCUAACAAUAUUUAGAUAAGAAUAAUGGAACUUUUCUUUAAAUUUCGCAUAAUAAUUAGCCAUUAAUGAAUUAUUUUCAAUCAAAUUGAAUAAUUAAAAUUCAUCAAAGGCAAUAGGAUCUGUAAGUGAUCUAUAAAUAAUUCUGUAAGAUGAUAUAUAUUAAAUAAAAGAUACUCUUAUAUCAAAAAGGUAUUUAAGAAACUCAAUACCAUUAAGGGAACAAUUUUCAGUCUAUUCUUUUGAAAGCAAGAUCAUCUAGGAAUUCUUAGUAGCGAAAGUAAUAAUAUAAUAAAUAGAAUAAGUUGAUCACGUCCCAAAAAAUGAACUAUUUGAUAAUACUAUAAUUAAAAUGAAAAAUGUAUCAAAUCCAUUUUAUAUUGGAACAGUUAAUUUUAUUGUUUAAAAAUUAAAAUCUAACUUUCAUUUAAAACAAAAGUUAAUGAAGAUGAUUUAAUUAUCAUCAAGUAAUGUGGAUUAUUGUUAAUUAUCAUCCAAUGCCUUUUACUUGUUAAUGUAAUUGGAUGGUUCUAUAAGAGGAGGAAAUCUUAUGAAUGUAAAACUUAAAGAUAUUGUAAUCGAGGAUUGUUAUUUAUAAGAUUGCAAUUUAUCUGGGUCAGAAUGGAAUAAUAUAACUGUGAAGAAUUUUUCAUUGAUAAAAAACAAUAUGUCAAAUAUGACUUGUAAGAACCUGAAAUUGGCGUCUUUUUUUAUAAAGAAUACUUUAAAAAGCCCUCUUUUUGUCAGAAUUUUUCAAUCUGGUCAAAUCAUCAUCGUUUAUAAACAUUCAAUUCAAGAUUUAUUUGGCAAUUUAAUUAUUAACGGUACAUUUCAAAAUUGCUAAAUAUAUUAGAUAGGAGACGAUUUUUAUAUUACAACAGAAAAUAUAUUUUAUCUUCUUAGAGAAACUAAUAACAAAAUUAACUCAUAUUAAUUCGAUAUUCAAAAUGUCAUAUCAGUAACAUAAUUUGAUUAAUAUAUUAUGCUUUUGUAGUUGAUGGCACCUUCUGAUGCUAAAAUUUUCUAGCUUAAUCCAAUAAAGCAGGAAAUCCAAUUUAGAAUUCCAAUAUUACUCCAAGAUAUUAUUAAAUAUAAUAUCAAAUAAUUUUAUGAUAUGUAAGGUAACUUGAUUGUAUUUUUAACACAAACUUUAUAAGUCUAAAGCAUGCAUUAUUAAAUUGAGGGUGGAUAACUAUCAUUUGAUAAUCUAACAUUUCAUACUACUCUGAAUAAUAUUGAAAGAAUAAGUUCAAUAAAAUAUUAUUAGGACUUAGAUAUUACUGUUGUUACAAAGGAAAUUGUUGACGCCUAUUAAGAAUAUGAUGUUAUCUAUGGUACUUUCAACUAAUUAAUUGGAAAAUUUAUUGUUAUUGAAAAUCAAAAAAAAUAAUUUUUAUAUUUAAAUAACACCAAUUUAUAGUUGAUAAGUUAGGAAACCUUCAAAAUGAUUAGUGAAUGCGAAUUAUAUGAAACCACUUUAAAUUUAAAAAAAAGUUAAUGUUAUUUAAUGAAUCAUGAGACUAUGUUGUUAACAUUUUAAGAUUCCUUUAUAAUUUUGAGUUUACAACCUUUUGAAGUAAUAAAGCAAAUUAAAAUACAAGCUAAUGAUCUCAUUAUAAAUUCGAAAUAUAAUUAUAUUUAAAUAUUGACUGAGUGUGAACUUCUCUGUAUCGAUAUAACUUAUGCUCAGGAUAGAUAGGAUAAAAUAAUUAAUUCUGCAUUUUAACUAGAUAGUGUCUAUUUUAUAUAAAACUCUUGUAAUUUUUUAGGGAAAAUGAGUAAAUCUGAAGAUAUUUAUAUUGUAACACUAAAAAAAGGCAUAUAUGAUUUUAAGAAUUUGGGUUAAUCUGAUAAUUCUUAGAUGUAUUUAAGUAAUGAUGAAAACUAUGCGAUCUUUAGCAAAAAUAAAGAAACUAUUUGUUAUGAUUUAAAAUCAAAUAUAAAGAUGAACUUUGUUGCGUUAUUAUAUGAUAGAAUUUUAUGGAUAAAAGAUAAUUAAAAUUUUUUUUAUUUAUAACAUGGUUUUAUAGAGGAGUUUAGAAACUCUUUGAUUACAGUAAAAAACAAAAUUAUUAAUAAAUAAUCUUCUAGAUAAAUUAAAUCAGCUUAGAGCACUGAAAAGAGAUUAUUCAUAACUACAAAUACAAAUGAAACUAUUGUGUUAAAUCAAAAAUUCUAAUAGGAAUACGUAACAACUAAAUAUAUGAUUAAAAAAUAUAGAGAAUUUUAUAUAACAAAUAACGAUCUUAGAUAUGAGAGUAAUGUAAGAAAUACCAUUACAAUUAUUUAUGACUCAAAAAAUAAAAUCAAAGAUUUUUGGAUUUUUACAGAAACCAUACUAAUAAGGGAAUAAGAAGAUAAUAAUGAAAUGAGUACAUUGGUUUUAUUGAGAAAAUUAGAUAAUUGCAUCUUGGCUUAAAUUUAAAUUUAAAUAGAUCACAUUGCUUAUACAGAUAAUAUGAUAUAGAUAAUUAGCAAUAGAAUUUUAUGGCUAACAUAUUCAGCAAAAGACUUCUAUUAGCUCUAAUCAAAUAUUUUGCUUGUGAACCAAAUUCAAAUGUCAUCAAAUAGUUAUGAUUAAGUUGCAAUUGUUUCUGCUUUUUCAGAGAUUACCUUCUGGAGUACAAUUACAUAUUAGGUUCUUUAAAGUUUGAAAAAUGUAGAACUAAUCUAAUAUUUUAAAAUGAUACCCAAUAAAGAUAGACAAUUUUAUGUUGCUGAUAGAGAUGUUUUAAAAUUGUACAAUCAAAAUCAAGUUCGCUUUACAAUAUAACUAAUAAAGAAAAGAAUUUAAAUUGUUACUAAUACAUGGGGUGCCAUUCAUCAUAUAUAUCAAGUCGAGGAAGACAAAAUCACUUUAAAUAGUAUGAAUGAAGAUUCUAAAAUAAUUAAUUGGAAGAAAGUUGUAUUUGAGUUAGAUUCAAAUAGAGAAUAAAUAGAUUGUAUCGAUAAUAAAGAUUAAAAACUCAUAUAUUUUAGUGGAUAAAAACUAUAACUCAGUAAUUUGGAUUCAUUUGACAUAAUUAAGAGUAUCCCUUUUCCAGAAACUUUUAAGGCUAUUUAAAUUAAAUAUAAUCAAGAUUGCUCACUAAUAAUAUUGAGAUCAAAUGAUAAAGUUAUUAUUAUAGAAGCAUUAGAAUUAAAAAUAUUGAAUUCAAUUUCACUUAAUGAAAUUUUUCCAUAAUUUUUUGAGUAUGCAUCUCAACUUGAAAUCUUUAUAUAAGGACAAAGCAAUUUGAUUUUAAAACAAAUCAAAGAUACCUAAAAUUUAAUUUACACAUAUUCAUUAACCUCUAAACGGUUAGAUUUGAUUACUUUAAGCAAUAAUGAAUUAAUGAUCGGUCCUAAUUCAUAGGGCUUAGUCAUAAUUGAUAAAAAAACAGGAUCUAUUUAACUAUAUCAUCCUAUAAUUAUAGAAACACAAUUUAAUUCUAUAUCUUAUAUCAAAACCAUAGAACAAAAUAAAUCAAUGCUUGCAAAAUGUUAAUUAUUUGGUAAUUAACUAAUUAAUUGUAAUAUAACUCUUAAUAAUCAAAUUAAUAUUAGUGAUAUUUGGAGAAAUAUCGUCUGA